Molecule: messenger RNA, 2889 nt
Organism: Heterostelium album PN500
Lineage: Eukaryota; Evosea; Eumycetozoa; Acytosteliales; Acytosteliaceae
Gene: gacF
Product: Rho GTPase-activating protein
Exons: 7
Coding region: 1-2889 (962 amino acids)
Biological process (GO): regulation of GTPase activity; signal transduction
Cellular component (GO): cytoplasm
Source: RefSeq, a predicted model, not a curated record
AUGAUUGAUAAUUUAUCUUCUUCCACUGGAUCCGGAAGUGGUGUUAGUGGAAAUGGAAAUGAAAAUGGAAAUACAACACCACCACAAUAUCAGCGCGCACAAUCGAAAAAGAAAUUCAAUAUUUUUCAUCUUCACUCAAAUAGUACCCCCAAUUUAAAAUUACUAUAUCAGCAACAACAGCAGCAACAAAACUCACCAAAAUCAAAAGAAGAAAAUAAUAAUAUUUCAGGAAAUAACAAUAACAAUAGUAAUAAUAUUAAUAACAGUUUUAAUAAUAGAAAGGAAUUAAUAUCAUCAUCACCAAGUUUAAAUAAUAGCUAUGGAAGUGAUUACUCUGGUUCGCCGGCGAGAUCACCACCGAAUUCACCGAGAUCCAACGAUGAGUCGGACGGUGCAGAUAUUCCAUUGUCAAAGAGUGCUGAUUCAUCACCAAACAACAACAACUUACAACAGCAGAACGGUGGUAACUCUAAGAACAACAAGAAACCAUCGAGAUUCGCAGCUGCCAUCCGUCGUGUAAAAGUAAACAAUAAACUAAAGAAAGAGAUUGCAGAGAUGUCUCUGAAAUCGGGACUCACCCAACAAUACACAACACAACUACAAAAGAUACCAUUCAACGAAAUAACACAACCAACACUCCUAGGUACACAAACAUCAUCAUCAACAAGUUCAUCAAACUUGAAUAACCUAUUAAACAAUAACAACAAUAAUAAUAACAACAAUAAUAAUAAUAAUCUAUAUGGUUCACAAAGAAAAUCAAGAUUCAUUGAAACAAUUGAAUCCUCAACUGAAGAUUAUACGGAUAUUCCAAAAACAAUUAAACUAUCGAUUGAAUAUCUCUUUGAGAAGGCAUUGAAAGUACCAGGUUUGUUUAGAGAGUCUGCCAAUACAAUGGAGUUACAGCGUUUGAAACAUGCGAUGGCAUCGACCGAUGAAGUUGAUCUUUCAGACUACAAAGAACCACACAACGUCGGUGGAUUGCUAAAACAGUAUCUAAGGGAGAGAUCAUCACCUAUCUUCCCAUAUAAUCUACAUAAACAUAUAUCUGAGUUAUAUGAAUCAAAUCUAGAUAAUCAACAAGAGAUAAGUGGACAACUAAAGGAUUUGUUAAAGAUAGAACUUAGUAAAGGACAAUAUCUGAUAUUAAGAUAUCUAUUCGAGUUGCUACAUGCUGUGUCGCUGAAUGAGGAGUUCAAUAAGAUGGGUUCCUACAAUCUCGCAGUAUGCUUUGCACCAUCGCUAAUACAUUCUUUCGAUUGUUCAUGUAUCGAUGUCGUAACCAAGUUAAUCGAUGACUAUGAGAUUAUAUUUGGUGUAGAUGUACCUGCUGCUGCCGCUGCUACUAAUACAACUACUACUGAUGCUGUUGUUGUUGAGAAUGUUGAUGAAACUGAAGAGAACAUCAAUGAACGACAACAACAACAACAAACUAUUGGUACAAGUAGUAGUACUUCUGGUAGUGUUGGUAUUCCACUGGUAAAGUCAAUAAGUGGAACUGCCAGUAGAAGAAGAAGAAGAUCGAAUACGAGAAUGGUGAGAUUGUCGGUGUUGUUCGAGCAGCAAAAACCAAGGUCAGAAGGUGUCGCCCCAAGAAAGAAUAGUAAAUCGAUAUCGUUGGAGAGUAGACCUAUCUCUUGGCAUUCUAGACAUACUGGUAGCGAUGUAGAUGAAGAUUACUCAACCGAUGAUAGUGAUAAUGAUAAUGAUAAUAGUGUGACAACAAAUAACAACAAUGAUAAUAAUAGUGAUAAUAAUAACAAUAACAAUCUAACUAGAAAUCAGAGAUGUCUAUCGAAUGAUAAUGCUAGUGAUAUCUAUAAGCAAUCUGAUGUUCCUUCGAUACUUAGCAUAUUUAAAGCAUUGAAAGAUCAACAGAAACAAGAACAUGAACAACUACUCUUAGAGACAGUAGCAGAACAAGCAGAUGUAACACUAUCGAUCUCAAAAGAAGGUACAACCGAGUUGAUCACCAUUGAAGAAGCUGAAGAAGAAGAACUUAAAGUUAUUUUAGAUUUAAAUACAAAGAUUGAAGAACAACAACAACAACAACAAGAUACUGUAACAACAACAUCAACAACAGAAUCAUUAUGUAAUAUUAGUCAACAACAACUACAACAAAAGAAAGAAAAACCUGUUAAUAUCGUUGAUAACAGUAGUAAUCCAAGUAGUAAACACGGAACUGGUACUAUCAACAGUGGAAGUGGGAGUGGAAGUGGUAACAGCAAUCAUAAUAGUAGUAAAAGCAAGGUUACCUAUCAUAAUACAAAGAACUUCUCAAUGCCACAGAGUAAUACACCAAUAUCGACAUCAUCAAAGAACUUGACUAGCUAUACAGGUGGUGGUGGUGGUGAACCAAGAUCGAAAUCACCUACCUACCUUAAGCGACCGACCUUGAAUAUAUCAUCGAGAUCUGUAACAUCACCAUCACUUCCACAAUUCACAUCACAUCAUCAUAAAACAACAACAACAACAUCAUCUUCAUCGUCAUCCUCAUUGAAAACAACAAUUAAACCAACUGUAAUGUCAUCAUCAUCAUCGACAACAACAACAACAUCUAAACAAUCUUUAUCAAAUAAUCACUAUCUUCCAUCGACACUUUCUCAUCUGCAUGGUCAGAGUGCACUGCUCAUGAGCGAUGGUGUAAAAAUAAAAACAAUCUAUGAGAAUGUAGAAGAAUGGAGUUCUCUUCCAAGUUUCGAUUUACAUAUUCUAUCUUUUAAGGAAAAAUAUGAUUUGGAUUUCGAAAAUCUUAUUUUUAGAAUCAUAGUGAUAAUUCCUGAUUCCUUUUGCAAUAAUUUCUAUCAGUUAAGUGCUGGCAUGGUUACAACUUUAAUUGAUAUCUGUAGUGUAGUAGGAUUCAAAACCCCAAACAAAGAAGUUGCUGCCUGA